This is a messenger RNA of Fomitopsis serialis, 3417 nucleotides long. RefSeq lists its product as uncharacterized. The transcript has 14 exons. Lineage: Eukaryota; Fungi; Basidiomycota; Agaricomycetes; Polyporales; Fomitopsidaceae. Bases 1 to 3417 code for a protein of 1138 amino acids. Gene Ontology annotation, molecular function: protein serine/threonine kinase activity; ATP binding. Gene Ontology annotation, biological process: protein phosphorylation; signal transduction. The record is from RefSeq and is a predicted model, not a curated record.
AUGGUGGAUAUUGCUAAGAAUAACCCCUUACCAACCCAUAAAGUCCUCGCUUUCCCUUCGCUGAACCACAACACACCGCCUAUCCGCCCGAGCGCGGUGUCAACCUUGGGUAGGAAGCCAUGGUGCGCGGAGAUUCGUCUCUACCUUGUUUCGCGGUCCUCAUCCUCCGUCAAGGCGCACGAGCUGGACCAGAAGAUCCAGGAUGUCUACAAGCGCAUUCAGACCGAGCGCAAGGUCGUUGAGGCCACGCAGCGCGUCCGCCAGGCGACCACCAACCCCGAUGUUCUGAGAUCGACCGAUGCGAAGAUGAGGGAGGCGGAGAGGUCGCUCUCCUAUUUCGAGGACCUACUACGCCAGUUGCAGUCUCGCAAGAUGGCGCAGGCCCAACAGGACGAUCAGUCAAGAUCAGGUAGUCCCGCUCCUGGUCAGGGCGGGGCAGCGUAUGGCCAGCGAGGGGGACGUUCAUCGGGAAGUGUUCCUCAGUCACCUGGGCCGGACGGCUCAAGGCGUGGUGCGCACAGCCCGCAGUCCCCAGAAUUGCGCGCGACUGGUCCCGCUCUUCCCGGAGACGAUACCUAUGGCGCGCCGAAGCCCAAGACAUAUACGAACUUCGAUCUGAUAAAGGCGGACACCCCGCAUACUACUGCGAAGAUAUCACGCAUGCUUCACGAACUGGAGUUCAAGCUCCAGGUAGAGAUCCAGUUGAAGAAGGGCAUUGAUAAGAUGGCAAAGCUUUUCCAAGCUGACGAUCAACUCCUGCAGACGGCCCUCAAGCGAUAUAAGACCCUUCAUAUUUUGGAUGAUGCUGAAGAGGACGAGGAAGUCGGUGUACCCGGCGUCGGCGGCCCUGGAGGCGAGGGCGAACGUAAGGACGUUCGCUCGAAGAACUUGUCCGGGAAGCUGUACAUCACAUUGAAGGGCGCACGGGAGUUGGAACAUGCGCCUCGGUAUCGCUCUUCGAAGCAAAGCGAGACGUUCGUUUCGUUUAAGGUCGAAGGUCAGGAACGUGCGCGCUCUCAUCCAACGAAGACGGAUCGCUGGAUGGAGGAGUUCGAGAUUGUCAUCGACAAGGCCAAUGAAGUCGAGAUCACGGUUUACGAGAAGUCUCCGAGCGAUCAGUAUCCCAUUCCAACUGGUCUUCUCUGGGUCAAAAUCAGCGAUCUCGUCGACGCGCAACGAAAGCAGAAGGUGAUGAUGGAGAGCGGCCAAGGUGGCUGGGUCACUGCUGGUGCCAUGAACGGCGACAGUGCACCCGGCUACGAUAACCGUGUCGUUCCGCCAUCGUCUUCCAUGCCAUCAAUGGGGCAGCCAGAGGGUAUAGAUGCCUGGUUCGCAGUCGAGCCGGCCGGUGCCCUUGCCUUGCAUCUCAACUUCGACUUUAACUACCGCGAGCUAGCCAAGGAGAAUCUGCGCAAGCGUCCCCUCGAUGCCCCUGGUGGUCUCGCACGGCAGGCCGCUGUUCGUAAGCGCAAAGACGAGGUGCAUGAGAUGAACGGCCACAAGUUUGUCCAGCGCCAGUUCUACCAGAUCAUCCUCUGUGCUUUCUGCAAUGAAUUCCUGCUGAACGCUGUGGGGUAUCAGUGCGAAGAUUGCCGUUACACUUGUCACAAGAAAUGCUACGAGAAGGUCGUGACGAAGUGUAUCUCGAAGUCCAACAAUGGGGAGGACGACGCGGAGAAGAUCAACCAUCGUAUUCCCCAUCGGUUCGAACCUAUUACAAACAUCGGUGCGAACUGGUGCUGUCAUUGCGGCUACAUGCUUCCCCUUGGUCGCAAGAAUGCUCGCAAAUGCACCGAGUGCGAUAUUACUUGUCACGCGAACUGCGCCCAUCUUGUCCCCGAUUUCUGCGGUAUGUCAAUGGAGACCGCCAACCAGCUCUUGCGACAAUGGCGGAUCAUCAACCAGUCUCGCGGAGGACGGACAAUGACCCAGGCGCGACAAACCGCGCCUUUCUCUCAGCAGCCGUCGCCUCGACCGCAACUACCGCCUCCAGGACCAGCCAUGGAAUCGCUAUCUACUGAGAUGGAACGUAUGAAGAUGACCGAACCCCCACUUCCUCAGAAGGACGCAAUAUAUGCGCGUCCGCAGACGCAGACUCCCCCUUCAGAAGCGCUUUCGCCACAAAGCGCACAGAUCGGGUACGCCGGACAACAACCACAGAUACCUCCCGGAGGUCGCAGCCCGCUCCGGCCGGCGUUCCCAACAGAACCAAUAUCGCAGCGCCCCCCACCCGCCGCAUACGAACAGCAAGAGGGAUAUGGAUAUCAGGCACCUCCCCAGCAGCAAGUCGUUCCUCCUCCGCAGGCGGGUGCUUACGUUCGUCCUCCGGAGCGCCAGUCGUCCCUCGCCCCAGCGCAACAGAUGCAACAGCCGUCGGCGCAACAAUACCAGAAGCCGGUUGCGCAGAAGCGUAAGGUCGGCCUCGACGACUUCAACUUCCUCGCCGUCCUGGGUAAGGGCAACUUCGGUAAGGUUAUGUUGGCAGAGGAGAAGAAGACAAGCAGCCUGUAUGCUAUCAAGGUGCUGAAGAAGGAGUUCAUCAUCGACAACGAUGAAGUCGAAAGCACUCGUUCUGAAAAACGCGUCUUCCUCGCCGCGGCAAAGGAACGUCACCCAUUCCUCCUUGGCCUACACUCCUGCUUCCAGACGGAGACCCGUGUCUAUUUCGUCAUGGAGUACGUGAGCGGUGGUGAUCUCAUGUUGCACAUCCAGCGCAAGCAGUUCUCUCUUCGCCAAGCCAAAUUCUAUGCGUCGGAAGUGUUGCUCGCCCUAGAAUACUUCCACGCCGAAGGCAUCAUAUAUCGAGAUUUGAAGCUGGACAACAUCCUGUUGACGCUCGAUGGGCACGUCAAAGUCGCGGACUACGGUCUGUGUAAGGAAGAGAUGUGGUUUGGAUCGACGACUAGCACAUUUUGUGGUACACCGGAAUUCAUGGCGCCCGAGAUCUUGCUCGAGCAACGUUACGGCCGUGCUGUUGACUGGUGGGCAUUUGGUGUGCUGAUGUAUGAGAUGCUUUUGGGACAGUCCCCGUUCCGUGGCGACGACGAGGAUGAGAUCUUCGAUGCCAUCCUUGAGGACGAGCCGCUGUAUCCCAUUACGAUGCCAAGGGAUGCUGUGUCUGUCCUACAGAAGCUCUUGACCCGUGACCCGACUCGGCGGCUGGGUUCUGGUAAAGCCGACGCCGAAGAGAUCAAGAGACAUCCAUUCUUCAAGGACGUGAGCUUCGACGACGUUAUGAACAAGCGCAUUCCUCCCCCGUAUUUCCCCACGAUUAAUGGCACCGCUGACACCAGCAACUUCGACGAAGAGUUCACCAAAGAACAACCCACGCUUACUCCUGUACAUACGCAGUUGUCCAGCCGCGAUCAAGCCGAGUUCAACGGCUUCUCCUGGGUUGCGAACUGGGCGGACAUAUAA